Messenger RNA from Drosophila elegans, 637 nucleotides. RefSeq lists its product as uncharacterized. The coding region runs from base 106 to 588 and encodes 160 amino acids. The transcript has a single exon. The record is from RefSeq and is a predicted model, not a curated record. NCBI's taxonomy places the organism in Eukaryota, Metazoa, Arthropoda, Insecta, Diptera, Drosophilidae.
UCGUGGUUUUUUGUGUCACAUAAAAGCAAAGCCUAAUACAGUUUAUCAAGCUGUAGUUUGUAGCUCAGAACUCUGUCCUCCGCCCCAUAGCCCAAGGAUCCCAGGAUGUUGCACAGCAGUUACAACCGGGCACCGCGACGCAAACUCAUCCCGAAUCUUUUCAGCAACAUCCUGCAGGUGAUCGCCGAGGCCGACCAUCCACUAACCGAGCCCGAGAUCGUGGAGGCCGUAUCCGAUCGAUUGGACCGCAGCGAUGAGGAGCUCAAGCGCCAGAUCACGGUAAGCCUCCACGAUGCCCUAAUCUACGGCUACCUGCGGGUGAAGAACUAUCGCUACUCGAUAGUUCCCAGUCGCCUGGACCCCGAUGAUCAUCCCCACCAUCCGGAGAGCUUAUCGAUCGCCGCCACCGCGGAACACCACCGAGCGCAGGAGAGGAUCUCGAGUGGAACCAGUGGCCAAAAUCGGGAUCGGGAGCGGUAUCACAAUCAACAAUCCACAUCCAACAACCAUCAGGAGGGACUAAUGAGCAGGUCAGCGGAGCAGGCCAUCAAAAGGGUGACGGCGGAGCCGGAAAAGCCAAUAAAUUGAUAAAAACAAAUUUUAAAUGUAUCGAAAAAUAUACCAUUAUCAACUAAAA